GGUAACCCGCAACGUCCUUGUCCUUGCGCACAUCGACCGCCUUCACGGUUGGGCCGGGGAUUUGGUUUUGUCAUUCACCCGUACUUGAAUAGAAUAAAACCUUCCAAACAUGAUGGCCGCCAGGUUUCUCCGCCGGACUCUCCCUGCGUUGAGGCAAGCUCGCUCCUACGCUGAAGCCGCCUCCGGUGGCCCGCAAAUGUCCUUCACUUUCGCCUCACCGACACAGGUUUUCUUCAGAGAGGCCAGUGUGAAACAGGUUGACGUCCCCACACUUACCGGUGCGUUCGGCAUCCUCCCGGCUCACGUGCCCACCCUGCAGGUGCUCCGGCCCGGUGUCGUCACAGUCUUUAAUGACGACGGCUCCACUGCCAAAUACUUUGUGAGUAGCGGGUCAGUGACGGUCAACGCUGAUUCUUCUGUGCAACUGCUUGCUGAGGAGGCUGUUCCCCUCGACCAGCUGGAUGUAGCAGCAGCUAAGGCCAACCUUGAAAAAGCCCAGUCCGAAUUGGUCGGUGCAGCUGACGAAGCAGCAAGGGCAGAAGUUCAGAUCAGCAUAGAAGCCAACGAGGCCAUCGUCAAGGCUCUGGAAUAGACUUGCGAUAACCUGUUGCUUGGAUGAAAAUGUUCUGUUCUGCUCCAGCUCAGACCCGUCGGUGUCCAGGAAAUACCAUUUUUUCUUUGUACAGUGAAUGAAGUUAACAAUAAAUUUAUUUGGAGUUACUUUGUGAA
Molecule: messenger RNA, 729 nt
Organism: Poeciliopsis prolifica (blackstripe livebearer)
Lineage: Eukaryota; Metazoa; Chordata; Actinopteri; Cyprinodontiformes; Poeciliidae
Gene: atp5f1d
Product: ATP synthase F1 subunit delta
Exons: 5
Coding region: 110-592 (160 amino acids)
Biological process (GO): proton motive force-driven ATP synthesis
Molecular function (GO): proton-transporting ATP synthase activity, rotational mechanism
Source: RefSeq, a predicted model, not a curated record